Molecule: messenger RNA, 561 nt
Organism: Podospora bellae-mahoneyi
Lineage: Eukaryota; Fungi; Ascomycota; Sordariomycetes; Sordariales; Podosporaceae
Exons: 2
Coding region: 1-561 (186 amino acids)
Source: RefSeq, a predicted model, not a curated record
AUGACCCUACUCGAGACGGGUCGAGCGGUACUGUCAAGCUCACUCCUCAAUCUACGCGGAGGUGACAUUUUCAGUUUGAGCGAGUCUACUCCUGAGCUGGUAGAACAAUUCACCAAAAGCCGCGCUUUUCUUGACGAAAACAGUGCUAUGGCGCGCGCUUUGAGGGCAGUGGAAGAUAUCGAAAAUCACAGGUACCGUGUCGGGCUUAGGUCUCAAUAUGCCCGCCGGAUCUACAAGGACAAGCUGACCAGAGCGAUUGAGUCGAUUCGCAAGAAGCCAAUGUUUGAGGGCUUCAUGAGCCAUGCAACCGAGACUGAUAUGCUGCAUGCGGCAAAGGAUGGACCAAUGGUUGCACUAAAUGUUACUCAUCAACUGCCCAACCUCGAUAUCCAAUCCAUCCAAGCCCGCAGCUCAGAUCCACAGUCGGUCGAGACGCUGAGCUGGCUCUGGGACAACAUCGUCCUACCUGUGUUGGACUACCUCGGCUACCAUGGUCCCCCCGCUGGCACUGGCAACUCAGGCUCCAUGCCACACAUUUGGUGGACUCCACCGGCUCACUGA